Messenger RNA from Stylonychia lemnae, 2007 nucleotides. Lineage: Eukaryota; Ciliophora; Spirotrichea; Sporadotrichida; Oxytrichidae. The record is from the annotation of a GenBank genome assembly.
AUGAGUUAUGGAUAAUAGAAUUGCUAAGGUGGUUGCGAAAUGUAUUUAGCAAGUACCGCUGUUAAUAUUGAAGAUAGUAAUCUUUUGGUUUGUGGUAUAGCUGGGGAGUUAAAUUAUCAUGGAGUUAAUGAUGAUGGACUUGAUGACGCCUUUGUGAUGAGAUUGUCUGAAACUGGGUGGGUCGAAUGGUAUACUUAAUUAUCCUUUUAAACCGGAGGCACUUUCAUCUCUACAACAGUUGCAUUAGUUCUAGAAAAAGUUUACUCAUAUCUUUCAUCAAAUAGCAAUUCUUAGAGUGAUAGGUAUUAGUCAAUAGUAAGAUUAGAUUACAAUGAUGGUAAACUAAAUUGGGCUAAAAAACUUAAAUUAAUUAAUCCAAUUGAUCCCUUAAUACCCCUAGUUAUCGAAAGAAUUAGCGAUAUGAUGAUGAAUCCUUGGAAUAAUACAUAAAUUCUAUUCCAGUGUAGAUUCUUUUAUAAUACAAAUUAUCAAAGCAUGGGAAAUCUAAUGAUUAAUGACGAUAACUCAAAUUUAACCACAACCUUCAUGACUUUAGUGCAAUCUAUUGCAACACCAACAACAUCUCUCUUUGUUCCUGGAUAGAUUGUUUAUGAUUAAGAUGAUAAUUAUGUUUACACUGGCUUUUCUGCUUAUACUACUUCUGCCUCUUCAAUUGAUACAAUAAUUCUAAAAUAAAAUACAUCAAAUGGUAGUAUCAUAUGGAGUAGAUCCUAUAAUAAUGGAAGAAACUAUGACAGUAAUACAUAAAAAUUGCUGCCUGCAUUGUCUUUGAGCAAAAAAACUAAAUUCUUAUAUGCAGCUUAGGCAGAUGGUUAAUCACAUUUAAUAAAAUUAGAUACUAAUGGUGCAACUGCUAAGAGAAUUUCAAUAAAUAUUGGUUAUGAUUAAUCAUAAUCUCACGCUGAUCUUAUAGUAAAUGACGACUCAGGUUUAGUUAUUGUUGGAGGAUUCAUUUUGUCAAGAAGAGAGUAUUGUAUUGUUACUCUUAACUUAAAUCUUGAAUAUGUGAAUGGAGUAUAUUAAGGACACAAUUCCUAUUAAAUAACAACGGGAAGAUAAUUUCAAAUGGUAUCUGAUUGGUUCUACAUUGCUGCAACUACAACAUUUUUUCAGAAUAAGCCUAAACUUCGAGCAUACUAGCUACAGCAGUUUCACACAGCAAAAUUAACGCCUAACUCUGAUUAAAGUCAUACUAAAUUUUUCUCAGGAUCAAAAGAUUAACUUAGUUGUUCCUUAGGUGGACUUACUAGACCAUUAUAAGAAAUAGAUCCGAUAGAAGUAACAAUGGGAUAAGUUGUUGAAAAAGUAAUAGACUUAUCAGUAUUCAAAUAAUGCUAAGGGCAAAUUUUAAACUACGGCCAAAUUCUAGAUGACCGAGAUAGUAAUAUAAGAGCUCCAGAAAACAUGUAUUUUACCAUUACCUCUAAUAAGAUUAUUGUUGAUGCAACAGUUUCACCACCUUAUCCAGGUUUUAGACACUUGAAAAUCUAAAAUGUUUGUACAGAAUCAGGCAAAUGCCAUGCUGUAUCAGUACCAUUGAUAAUUUGGCCAAGUAUAUAAACUCCAGAUGCUCCAAAAACACCUCCUUAAUAAUUGUGCUCUUCAAUUUAAAACUAUCCAAAAAUAUUAGGAAAUCCAAGCUAUUCAUCAUUUCAUACGGGAGCAGAUGUUGAUUAGGAUAAUGGAAAUUUUAUAGCAUGUGGAGGUCUCAAUUAUGGGAAUGAUUAUAUUACAAAUUAAUACAUUGUUAGGGGCAUUUUUUACUAAGAUGAAACAACAGUAAAGAUAUUUACAGAUAAAUAUGAUUCACGAUAUAUCUUUAUGAUGGCCAUAAGGUUAGAUAAUGGUGAUUUUUCAAAUUACAUUAUGAAGAUUGAUGUUUCAUAUUUUAAUUACCAGUUACUGGUACUUUUAACUUACCAAAUAGGAUAAAUUAACAGGUCAAAAUCUUAAGAUGAUACAUUUCUAGAAUUGGGAAUUAAGUGA